This is a messenger RNA of Paramecium primaurelia, 1931 nucleotides long. The record is from the annotation of a GenBank genome assembly. NCBI's taxonomy places the organism in Eukaryota, Ciliophora, Oligohymenophorea, Peniculida, Parameciidae.
AUUAAUUAAUUAAUGUCAUCCAAAAGUUAUGAUCGAUAAAAAAUAUUGAAGGUUGAAGUUAGUGUUGGUCUGACAAAAGAGUAGUAUGAAAAAAAAUAUUUAUUUCAUCGUUUAAAAGAGAGAUUUUUACAUAGCUCUGAUUUAUCAUUGGAGACAAUCACUCCUGAAGGACAUGAAAAUAUUUAUAUUCCUAUGGAUAUUUAGACUCCAACUUAAGCUGAUGGUCUAAGUUAUGAGGAUGAAUAAGCCCUCAGAAUGCAUGGAGCUUAAAUAUGUUUUCAGGCCUGCAAUCACUUAAAAUUACCCUUAACCACAGCAAUUACAAGUUUGGUUAUUUAUCAUAGAUUCUUUGCAAAGUAAAUAAAUGAUAAUGAGCAUUAGGAAUUCUUUUGUUGAUUAUGAUUACCGUGAAAUUUCAAUGGCUUCUAUUUAUUUAGCAGGCAAAGUAGAAGAAACAGUGCUAAAAACUUGGUAUAUUGCUAGUACUUUUAGCUCUGUAUUUUAGAAAUAAAAAUAAACACCGUUGUAAGAAUGAUAAAGAUAUUAAAUAGGGAUAUUAUAAUUAAAUAGGAAAAAUUAAUACUUAGGGAACUUGGGUUUGAAUUAUUUAGAGUUUCAGAUCAUCCGCACAAGUUCAUAGAAUCAUUUUAUCAUUUUAUUAAGGUCGAUAAGCAGGUAGCUCAAAAGGCAUGGUGUUACUUGAACGACUCAUACAUGACUGAUUUAUGUGUACAUUUUCCACCUUAAGUUAUUGCAGCAGGAGCAUUGUAUUUAGCAUUGAGGAUCUGUAAUCAUCCUAUGCCUACUUAACCAUGGUGGAUUCUAUUAGAAGCUACUUUGGAUUAAAUUGAGUAAGUGGCUGCAACAAUAUAUAAUAUUUAUGAAUUCGAAAAGAUUGAUUUUCGAUAAGCCAGAAGAAUUUUAGCAAAAGCCAAUAGAGUAGCUUAUGUAAUAUAACAUAGUGAAAUUUAUGGUAUUCCAGAAAAAAUAGAAAAGCCAUUAGAAGCUAUUAAAUAAAUCUCUUAAUAAUCAUAAUAAUAAUAAUAAUAAUAAUAAUAAUAAUAAUAAUAAUAAUAAUAAUAAUAAGAAUAAUAAAAUAAUAAAGUAGAAUAAUAAAAAUCACCUAUUGAUAAGAAAAGUAUGAAAAAAAAAAGUAAGUCUAUUGAAAAAAAAAGUAAGGAUAAAAAAAAUAAAUCUGAGAAAAAGAAAAAGAAAGACAAAGAUAAAAAGAAAGAAAAAAAAGAUAAAAAAAAGAAGUAACUAUAUAUUUACUAUAUUAUUAGAAGUAGAUCUAGAAGCAAGUCAAAUGAAAAAAAAUAAUCAAAAAAAGAUAAGAAGAAAGAUAAAAAUAAAAAAGAUCAGGAUAUUUAAGAUAAAAUUAAAACUAAAGAUUCCGAGAUAGUAAUCUAAUAGGAUAAAAAUUAAGUUGAAUCCAAAAUGGAAAUUGAGACACCAAAUGAUUGCAAUAACAAUAUAAAAAGCAACAAUAAUAAUAUCUAGUAAUCAAGCACAGGUAACGAAUAAAAAAAGGAUGACUAAUUGUGCCAAAUACCUAUUGUUGAAUAGACAAAUAAAGAACCAUAUCCUUAAGCAUAACAUGUUAUUAAUGACGUUUAGUAGCCACAAUAAUUGCAUGAUGAAAAAGAAUAAUUGAAAGUGUAAUUGCCUUUAUAGAGUAAAUAGGAUUUGAUUGCUUCAAUAAAAGCAAUUCUAAAAACUUAAUAAUUAUAGAAGGAGAAAGAAAAAGAUUAAGAUAAAGAAAAAGAAAAAGAGAAGGAAAAAGAAAAAGAAAAGGAAAAGGAUAAAGAUGAAGAAUAGUCUCCAGAUGAAUAAGAUUCAGAAGAAUAUGAACAAUUAAAAGCACUUAAACUAAAAAGUAACUUUACAUUAAUUUUUUUAGUGUUAGCAAAAAAGCGAAACGAAUGAUGAGC